ACUUGUACCUUGCUUUCUUUCUUUCUUUGUUUGAUCAAAUCAUCGAAACCCCACUCUCUUCUCUCUCUCUCUCUCUUCAUUUUCAUCCUUUUUCCCCAGCAUUUUCUAGGAAAAUUUCUCUGCUACUAUUUUCAAGGAAAAAAUAGAACCAUGAACUCUUCUUAAGGAACGUGUGUUAGUACUGUGGCACCAACCUUUUGAGGUAGCAUUGAACUUCAUUUCCACAAUGCAGAACGGAAUCUUGGCCUUUCGAGGUUCUCUUCAGCUAAUUUCAUAUCUAAACGAAACUCUACCUAAACCCUAAUUUUGCUUCAAAAAAGUCAACCCAUUUUCCUAAAUCCAAUCUGCUUCAACCUUUUCUAGGUUUCCCAUUUUGGGUUUUAAAGAAAUGGGGUUUUCGUAGUUCACUUUGAAGGUUGAAAAUUCAAGAUCUGUUUUUGGGGUCACUUCAUUGUGCACCAGGUGUUUGUUAAAAGUUCGAUAUGAUUGUUUUUAUGGGUAGUUUUGAUUGAUAAUUAGAGUUUUCAAAAGGGUGUGUAGUGAGGUAAAAAAGAAGAAGAAUUUGGUCGGUGAUUGAUUGUGUGUUUUGGUGGGCUGUGAAACCUAAAUUAGAAAGAUUUGUGUAAAUGUCAGCUUCAGGAGGUCCUAGAUUGAGGUCUAUGAAUGUUGCUGACUCAGAAGCAAGGCCUGUGUUUGGUCCUGCUGGAAAUAAGACAGGUUCUUAUAGUUCUAGAAAAGAUGCUUCAAAGCCACUGAGAAAGGCUGAGAAAUUGGGCAAGGAGGUUGAUUUGGCCAAAGAGAAGAAAGAAGCUUCUCCUCAGUCACAUUCUGCCAGUGUUUCUUCAGUGUUGCGCCGACACGAGCAGUUGUUGCAUUCUAAUUUGUCGAUGAAUGCUUCGUGUUCUUCAGAUGCAUCGACCGACUCAUUUCAUAGCCGAGCUUCUACUGGAAGAUUGACUCGGUCUAAUAGCUAUGGUUUGACAAGGAAGCGGUCAGUGUCAAAGCCAAGAAGUGUUGUUUCUGACGGUGUGUUGGAAUCUCCUCCUCCUGAUGGUGCACAACCCAAGAAGAGGUGUGCUUGGAUCACUCCUAAUACUGAGCCAUAUUAUGCUACUUUCCAUGAUGAAGAAUGGGGAGUUCCAGUACAUGACGACAAGAAACUGUUUGAGGUUCUUGUUCUUUCGAGUGCUCUAUCUGAACUCACUUGGCCAGCCAUUCUAAGCAAGAGACACAUUUUUAGGGAAGUUUUUGCUGACUUUGAUCCAGUUGCUGUCUCAAAAUUAAAUGAGAAGAAAGUGAUAACACCAGGAACCACUGCAAGUUCCUUACUCUCUGAUCAGAAAUUGCGUGGAAUAAUUGAGAAUGCACGCCAAAUAUCAAAGGUCAUAGUAGAGUUUGGGUCAUUUGACAAUUACAUUUGGAGUUUUGUGAACCACAAGCCUAUACUUAGCAAAUUCCGAUAUCCCCGACAGGUUCCCGUUAAAACGCCAAAAGCUGAAGUUAUUAGCAAAGACCUGGUGAGAAGAGGUUUCCGUGGUGUGGGUCCCACGGUCAUAUACUCCUUCAUGCAGGUAGUGGGGUUAACUAAUGACCACCUCAUUAGUUGCUUCAGAUUUCAGGAAUGUGUGGCUGCAGCAGAAGGGAAGGAGGAGAAUUCCAUCAAGAAUGAGGAUGCUCAACCAAAUGCAUGUGAUAGUGUGAUGGAAUCUGAUCUUUCCAUUGCCAUUGAUAAUUUGAGUUUGUCCUCAGAAUGAAUCACGGUAAAUCUGGUAGAUCAAAUAGGUACACUACAUGCUUAGCCUGAGAUUGAGUUAUAUUUGAGGAGAAUUUGUGUAUCAAUCUCAAAGAAGGGUUGAAUCAAUUACAUGUCCUGUUGUAUGAAGCUUUCCGGAUGGAAGCCUUAACAAAUUGGUGUAGAAUUUUUUGUACAGUAAAAAAUAUCAGUGAUUAGAAAUUUCUUUUACUGAUCCAGUGUUAGCAGGGUAAUAGAUAACUGAAUUUCAUUUCAUUAUACAGGAUUAACAUCUUAAUUUUA
Messenger RNA from Medicago truncatula (barrel medic), 2035 nucleotides. RefSeq names its product probable GMP synthase [glutamine-hydrolyzing]. The coding region runs from base 627 to 1754 and encodes 375 amino acids. Lineage: Eukaryota; Viridiplantae; Streptophyta; Magnoliopsida; Fabales; Fabaceae. Gene Ontology annotation, molecular function: DNA-3-methyladenine glycosylase activity. The record is from RefSeq and is a predicted model, not a curated record. The transcript has 5 exons. Gene Ontology annotation, biological process: base-excision repair.